AUUUCUCAUCUCUUAUUUAGAAAAGCUUCACAUUAGUGAAAAGCACUGUAGAAGAUCAGAUAGUUUCUCUAAUAAGAUGAAAGGCGUUCAUUUCCUUAUGUCUCUUGUUCUCUUGGCUUUGGCAACCUCCUUUGCCUCUGCCUCUGACCCUGACCCGGUCCAGGACUUUUGUGUAGCAGUAGAUGACCCCAAAUCUGCUUUGUUUGUGAAUGGAAAGUUCUGCAAGGACCCAAAGCAUGCCAAUGCAGAUGAUUUCUUCUUCUCCGGACUUAACAAGCCCGGGGACACAUCCAGUCAACUUGGCUCGAACGUAACAACUGUGAAUGUUAAUCAAAUACCAGGGCUCAACACUUUGGGCAUAUCCAUCGUUCGCAUCGACUAUGCACCAUAUGGCUUAAACCCUCCACACACUCAUCCACGAGCCACCGAAAUCCUAGUAGUCGCGGAGGGUACGUUGGAGGUUGGUUUUGUCUCAUCGAACCAAGAUAAUAACCGGCUCUUCACUAAAAUCCUCAACGAAGGAGAUGUGUUUGUGUUCCCAGUUGGUCUCAUUCAUUUCCAGAUCAACAGGGGACAUAAGAAUACUGUCGCAUUUGCUGCUCUGAGCAGCCAGAACCCAGGAGUGAUUACCAUUGCUAAGGCUGUUUUUGGAUCAGACCCUCGUAUCAAUCCUGAUGUUCUUACCAAGGCUUUCCAAGUUGACAAGAAUGUGAUUGAUUAUCUCCAGAAGCAAUUCUGGGUUGAUAAUAACAAUUAGACCCAUUAUCAUACAUGAAGCAGCCUCUUGAUCAUCAAUAAUUUAUACCUAUACCUUUAUAGGUUAUAAAGAAUAAUGUAUGAUAUGCUUUUCCUGUCGCUUCAGUAAAAAAGUCAAUUAUAAAAUAAAUACAAGGCUGCUGUGAUUGUGAAUGCCUUCUAACUGUAAUGUAUCUCUCUCUCUCUCUCUCUCUCUCUCUCUGUGUAUCUUUCCUAUGCC
This is a messenger RNA of Ziziphus jujuba (common jujube), 976 nucleotides long. RefSeq names its product germin-like protein subfamily 1 member 17. Gene Ontology annotation, molecular function: manganese ion binding. The transcript is spliced from 2 exons. Gene Ontology annotation, cellular component: cell wall. NCBI's taxonomy places the organism in Eukaryota, Viridiplantae, Streptophyta, Magnoliopsida, Rosales, Rhamnaceae. The record is from RefSeq and is a predicted model, not a curated record. Bases 77 to 757 code for a protein of 226 amino acids.